Pogona vitticeps (central bearded dragon) is the source of this 896-nucleotide messenger RNA. NCBI's taxonomy places the organism in Eukaryota, Metazoa, Chordata, Lepidosauria, Squamata, Agamidae. The record is from RefSeq and is a predicted model, not a curated record.
AUGGGAGACACGUUGGAGAGAAGAAACGAAACAGGACAACAUCAAGCUCCGGAGGAAAGCGGUGAGUGUUUGGCUGCAGAAGACGGUGUUGAGAAUCAAGAUGGAAUAAAGAAACUGUGUGGAAAACAAGUAGAUGAGAAGAUGGAUGAAUCUGUUGCUCAUCGGCAGGAGGUACAAGUCCAUCAGAAAACAUCCAAUGGAGAACAAAGCAACGCGUGUGCUGAGUGUGGGAAAACCUUUGCCUACAAAUCGGCACUUGAUCGCCAUAGAAAAGGUCACAAAGGGGAGAAACCGUUUAUAUGCAUGGAAUGUGGGAAGGGUUUUGGUCGGUCUGCAGACCUUCUUAAGCACCUCAGUAUCCACACAGGAGAAAGGCCAUUUGAAUGCCUGGAGUGUGGGAAAACCUUUCGACUGAGAGAAAUUCUUACUAUCCAUGAAAGAAUUCACUCAGGGUUGAAGCCGUUUGAAUGUCUGGAGUGUGGAAAGAGCUUCAGACAUCGUGCAAGGCUUGUUACACACCACCGGACUCACACAGGCGAGAAGCCGUUUGAAUGCCUUGAGUGUGGAGAGACCUUUCGACUGAGAGAAAAUCUAACUAUCCAUGAAAGAAUUCACUCAGGGUUGAAGCCAUUUAAAUGCCUGGAAUGUGGAAAGAGCUUCACUCAGUCUGCAAACCUUGUUACACACCGUAGGACCCACACAGGCGAAAAGCCAUUUGAGUGCCGGGAGUGUGGAAAGAGUUUCAGUCAACUUGCAAACCUUGUUACGCACCGGAGGACCCACACAGGCGAAAAGCCGUUUGACUGCCUUGUGUGUGGAAGAAGUUUCAGUCAACUUGCAAAUCUUGCUACGCAUCGCAGGACUCACACAGGCGAGAAGCCCUUUGAAUGCCUCAC